AUGUCGGUGCUGCCGCUUCGUCAGUUGAGUGUAAAGGGUAUAGGUAGUAAAAUGUUGGGGCGACUGAGGCAGCCGGAGAGGCGCCAGCCUCCUCUGUCUGCUCAGCCGGAGAGGCGCCAGCCUCCUCUGUCUGCUCAGCCGGAGAGGCGCCAGCCUCCUCUGUCUGCUCAGCCGGAGAGGCGCCAGCCUCCUCUGUCUGCUCAGCCGGAGAGGCGCCAGCCUCCUCUGUCUGCUCAGCCGGAGAGGCGCCAGCCUCCUCUGUCUGCUCAGCCGGAGAGGCGCCAGCCUCCUCUGUCUGCUCAGCCGGAGAGGCGCCAGCCUCCUCUGUCUGCUCAGCCGGAGAGGCGCCAGCCUCCUCUGUCUGCUCAGCCGGAGAGGCGCCAGCCUCCUCUGUCUGCUCAGCCGGAGAGGCGCCAGCCUCCUCUGUCUGCUCAGCCGGAGAGGCGCCAGCCUCCUCUGUCUGCUCAGCCGGAGAGGCGCCAGCCUCCUCUGUCUGCUCAGCCGGAGAGGCGCCAGCCUCCUCUGUCUGCUCAGCCGGAGAGGCGCCAGCCUCCUCUGUCUGCUCAGCCGGAGAGGCGCCAGCCUCCUCUGUCUGCUCAGCCGGAGAGGCGCCAGCCUCCUCUGUCUGCUCAGCCGGAGAGGCGCCAGCCUCCUCUGUCUGCUCAGCCGGAGAGGCGCCAGCCUCCUCUGUCUGCUCAGCCGGAGAGGCGCCAGCCUCCUCUGUCUGCUCAGCCGGAGAGGCGCCAGCCUCCUCGGUCUGCUCAGCCGGAGAGGCGCCAGCCUCCUCGGUCUGCUCAGCCGGAGAGGCGCCAGCCUCCUCGGUCUGCUCAGCCGGAGAGGCGCCAGCCUCCUCGGUCUGCUCAGCCGGAGAGGCGCCAGCCUCCUCGGUCUGCUCAGCCGGAGAGGCGCCAGCCUCCUCGGUCUGCUCAGCCGGAGAGGCGCCAGCCUCCUCCGUCUGCUCAGCCGGAGAGGCGCCAGCCUCCUCCGUCUGCUCAGCCGGAGAGGCGCCAGCCUCCUCCGUCUGCUCAGCCGGAGAGGCGCCAGCCUCCUCCGUCUGCUCAGCCGGAGAGGCGCCAGCCUCCUCCGUCUGCUCAGCCGGAGAGGCGCCAGCCUCCUCCGUCUGCUCAGCCGGAGAGGCGCCAGCCUCCUCCGUCUGCUCAGCCGGAGGAGGCGCCAGCCUCCUCCGUCUGCUCAGCCGGAGGAGGCGCCAGCCUCCUCCGUCUGCUCAGCCGGAGGAGGCGCCAGCCUCCUCCGUCUGCUCAGCCGGAGGAGGCGCCAGCCUCCUCCGUCUGCUCAGCCGGAGGAGGCGCCAGCCUCCUCCGGCCCCUCAGCCGGAGGAGGCGCCAGCCUCCUCCGGCCCCUCAGCCGGAGGAGGCGCCAGCCUCCUCCGGCCCCUCAGCCGGAGGAGGCGCCAGCCUCCUCCGGCCCCUCAGCCGGAGGAGGCGCCAGCCUCCUCCGGCCCCUCAGCCGGAGGAGGCGCCAGCCUCCUCCGGCCCCUCAGCCGGAGGAGGCGCCAGCCUCCUCCGGCCCCUCAGCCGGAGGAGGCGCCAGCCUCCUCCGGCCCCUCAGCCGGAGGAGGCGCCAGCCUCCUCCGGCCCCUCAGCCGGAGGAGGCGCCAGCCUCCUCCGGCCCCUCAGCCGGAGGAGGCGCCAGCCUCCUCCGGCCCCUCAGCCGGAGGAGGCGCCAGCCUCCUCCGGCCCCUCAGCCGGAGGAGGCGCCAGCCUCCUCCGGCCCCUCAGCCGGAGGAGGCGCCAGCCUCCUCCGGCCCCUCAGCCGGAGGAGGCGCCAGCCUCCUCCGGCCCCUCAGCCGGAGGAGGCGCCAGCCUCCUCAGGCCCCUCAGCCGGAGGAGGCGCCAGCCUCCUCAGGCCCCUCAGCCGGAGGAGGCGCCAGCCUCCUCCGGCCCCAAUCAUUCGAUGUGA
Schistocerca piceifrons (Central American locust) is the source of this 1920-nucleotide messenger RNA. RefSeq names its product basic proline-rich protein-like. Bases 1 to 1920 code for a protein of 639 amino acids. The record is from RefSeq and is a predicted model, not a curated record. The transcript has 3 exons. NCBI's taxonomy places the organism in Eukaryota, Metazoa, Arthropoda, Insecta, Orthoptera, Acrididae.